This is a messenger RNA of Gadus macrocephalus (Pacific cod), 2608 nucleotides long. RefSeq names its product ankyrin repeat and SOCS box protein 3-like. Gene Ontology annotation, cellular component: cytoplasm; nucleus. The record is from RefSeq and is a predicted model, not a curated record. Bases 260 to 1849 code for a protein of 529 amino acids. Gene Ontology annotation, molecular function: protein binding. The transcript is spliced from 10 exons. Gene Ontology annotation, biological process: intracellular signal transduction. NCBI's taxonomy places the organism in Eukaryota, Metazoa, Chordata, Actinopteri, Gadiformes, Gadidae.
AGCAGAGGAACAGAAAGUGCCUGUCUAAUCAGUCACGCGGAGGCAGCAAUGUUAGUUUCUCUUUCAUUUUAGUGGAGAUCGGUCCCAACAGCUAAAUCUAAACAAGCCAAAACAAAAACCAUAGUCGUCCUCCUCACGGAGUUCGAGCGUUAACUUCAGCAACUUGUAACACUUCGUGUGUUUUUUUAAGACAGUGUGUUUAAAAGAAAAAAAGGGGGGGGGGGGGGAAAGGCAAUUUAGGCUAUAUUUGAGUCAGGAGAUGGAUGAAGGUCGGUGUGUGUUCACGGCUGCUCGCCGAGGGGACAGAGAUCUCCUCCGGACGUUACUCCUCCAUCGCUCCGUGAAGGAAAGGAGCGACCACGGCCUCACGCCGCUGCACGAGGCCGCGCGGGCCGGCCAGACGGGCUGCGUCCGGGAGGUUCUCAGCAUGGCAGCCGCCUCUGGCGUCUUCAUCGAGUAUGUGAACACACGGGCAACCAACGGCCAGACAGCGGUGUUCAUGGCCGCAGCCGAGGGCCACACGGACGUCGUGAAGCUCCUGGUGACCGCCGGCGCGAACAUAAACGUCAAGGACGCAUCAGGCCUCACGCCGCUCCUCGCCGCCGUUUCAAACGAUAAACCAGCGACGGCCAUGGCGCUCAUUAGAAAGGGGGGAGCAGUCCAUGUAACAGAUGCCUCUGGGCAGUCUUGCCUUCACCUUGCCUCCGCUCAGGGUUCUAGUGAGCUAGUUUCCAUGCUGUUACGCUUUGGUGCGCUCAACCUUCGCAACGUGGAACAGAAGACGGCCUUAUAUCUAGCAGCUGAGCACGGUCACCACAAAUGUCUGGAGAUGUUGGCCGCUGCAGGCGCAAACGUUGAGAUCCAAGCGACGGACGGCGGCACUCCGCUGAUGGCCGCCACGGAGGCUCAGUCGGAGCCGUGCGUCGAUGCGCUGCUGAAACACGGAGCCGAUCCAAAUGUGGUGUGCAGCGAAUACUGGCCUCCGCUCGCCGUCCAUGCUGCCGCUGUGGGGGACAACGUCAACAUCCUGCGGCGGCUGGCAGCGGUGACGCGGCGGGGGCUGGGCAGCGGGGAUGGGGAGGUGAGCCCCGUGUUCUUAGCGUUGGAGAAGCCCGAGAUGCUGGAGGUCCUGCUGAAGGAGGGCUUCAGCCCCGAGCCCCAGGCCGGCUGGGAAAACGGGGAAUACGAGUAUGAUUACGACGCAGAUUCCCCGCUGGGCCUGGUCCUGUACCACAUGGUGAACGACCCAGCGUUGAAUCAUAGUCGGUGCAUGAGCCUCCUGAUGCGGGCGGGGGCGACCCUGACGGAAGAUUGCUGGCGGCUGAGUCUAUCGGACCCGUGUGUGCUGGACCUGCUGCUGGCCCAGAGGUGUGAGGACCAGGGGAAGGGCCCCGGGGCCCGCCCCCUGGUGUCCGGCGAGGAGCUGGAGGCGCUCGUGAGCGUGGCAGAGGAGGACGCCACGGAGGCGGGCUCCUGGCUCCCGGCCCUGCUGGAGAGCGGGCUGGACCCCAACGCUCUGCUGGUGCCCGCCUUUCUGGAGGAAGCCCCCAGCGAGGCGCUCACCUACCUCCUAGAGAUGGUGGACCGGUCCACUCUGGGCCGGCCGCUGAGAGACGUCCUGGAGCAGCGGCAGAAGAUGAAGACCUGGACGCCUCCCGCUCACCUCGAGUGGGUGCCCUCGCUCUUCCACCUGUGUCGGCUGCGGCUGCGGGCCCACCUGGGUCCAGACGUGCUGAUGAGGAGCCCGGCGGUGACACAGCUGCCCGUUCCUCUUCUUCUCCACGACCACCUGCUGUUUGCGGAUAUCAAAGCACCAGGGGACCCCCACUCAGGAUCACCGUCCGACUAAAAACUGAUCCUGCUUCUGAAACACACCUGGAGGGAGUGCUGGUUUUCCCUUGAGCAGAAGAUGAUUCGGUGUCAGUGGCUCGAGGUCGUCCACGUCAUCAGAUGAAUGGUAAGGGCUCUGCUGUUGAUCACUGCUUCUACUUCACACAUCACAUUCAUUGUUCAGUGACUGGAGCUUCAGAAGGUUGGUAAGUAUCUUCCGACUGUUCUUAUCUGCCGCUCCCAGAUACCACCGUGGUGCCACCCGGCAGGCGGGUUUGAAGAUCCAAGUGACUCCUCUUUGCAAUCGAGCCUCAGAGAUCUGAGACUGGUUCCAUUCAUUCAUCGCCCGGCGGAUCUCGUGUUGUGUAGCUACCAGGUUCGUUCCGUUAUCGGUUCUCAUAACCUCCCCUUGUCCUCUUCUGGCUAUGAAACGCCCCACUGUGUUUACACACGAGUCGGUGUCCAGAGAGUGCGCGAUUUCUAUGUAGACUGCUCUGACUGUAAGGCAAGUAAACAAGACUCCAUAACUCUUGACUUGCACGGGUCCACGAUUUGCUUCAAAGGGGCCGAAAUAGUGCACACCGACGAUAGUGAACGGUGGAUGGUCAGGCAGUAGACAAUCAGGUGGUAGACUCGCCAUUUUCUGUUCACUCACAGCAGCUUGACACAGCUUGACACACUCAGCCGAGCAAGGGUAUGGGUUCUCCCUCCAUGUCCGAUUUCCUCAUGAGCGUUCCUGAUGAUCAGGGUCGUGAUGUGGUGAUUCUUGGCCAGGAUA